Fraxinus pennsylvanica is the source of this 603-nucleotide messenger RNA. The record is from the annotation of a GenBank genome assembly. NCBI's taxonomy places the organism in Eukaryota, Viridiplantae, Streptophyta, Magnoliopsida, Lamiales, Oleaceae.
AUGCGGAAAAGGGGUGAGAAGUCUCAGCCUAUCAGCAUUUGUCAAAGGUUCAUGAACUUGAUUUUCGGUAUUUUGAGUCAUCCCACACCUUGUCGAUCUGUUGAAGUUCCUAUAGAAGAAGGUUCAUCGAGAAAUAAUGGAAAAAGUUCCAUUAGGCCAUCAAGGGCUAUUGGAUCUUCUGGUGCUUCUGAGAUUGUAGUUCAGUUCGGACAUAUUGGUGCAUUAGAAAAUUGGAAGACCCCAGUUGAUGAUUUUGGUUCUUCCAUUCACGUUCCAAAGAAAGUUGCAUCAAGCUUUCCAGCCUCAGAGAAAUCUGAUGUGAAAGCUGGAGAUAAUGGCCUCCAGCAUCAGGGACGGAGCCAGGAGCGUAAUCCAGUGGCCUACGAGCAGAAAAAUGAUUCUAGGAACAAAGAGAGUACCAAUCUUUUAGCUGAAGGAACAAAGUUGAAUAAGCCCAAUGAAGACACAAAACCGAAGCCUCUGAGGAGGCCACAGCCUCUUCUGAGUGCGGACUCAAACAUAAAUGCAAAGGCUGAAUCAUUCAUAAAAACUAGGAAGGAAGCCAUGGGCAGAGACUUCGGCUUUGAUCCCAAAAAAGACUAA